AUGAGAGGAAGUUCUGGUGAUAAGGCAAGGGUUAUACAGACCCUUCUUUUUGUAGCUGGCAUUAACACACUUCUACAAGCACUUUUUGGAACAAGAUUACGUGCAGUAGUUGGAGGCUCGUUUGCAUAUGUAAUUCCAGUUGCUUAUAUUAUUGGUGACUCUUCAUUGCAACGGAUCAAUGAUCCUCAUGAAGCUUUGCAUCAUUUUAUUUACAAAGACGCUCUUAUAGAAGAUGAAGAGUUCUUCAUGUCAGGUUCAUCGUUUUUGCCUUCAAUAUCUGAAACAUUUGCAGCAAAGUUAUUAGCAGCUGCCGAAAAGUAUGACUUGCCUAGACAUCUGAAGAAACAGCAGGAGAGGGAGGUAGCCGCGUUAACCAAAAAGUCAGACUCAGACGCACAAUGA
This is a messenger RNA of Lathyrus sativus (Indian pea), 402 nucleotides long. The record is from the annotation of a GenBank genome assembly. NCBI's taxonomy places the organism in Eukaryota, Viridiplantae, Streptophyta, Magnoliopsida, Fabales, Fabaceae.